GUCCAGAAAUAUUUAACAUAAAUACAAUAGAAAGGAUGUGAAAUUGUCUCAAAAGGAUGAGAUUCAUCCUUGUCCUUUUUAUGAUUUAAAAAUAUAUAUGUAUAUAUAUAUUUUAUUGGAUAUGUUUUAAUAAUUUUGAAGUGAACUUCCUUUACCUUGUUAGUAACCAAGCACUUGCUAUAAGUUCAGAUAAAUUACCAAUAUUGAUAAAAUUAUUCCAACAGAGACAAUGAAUCACAUUAAAAAAUUACUUUUUUAAAUCCAAAGUAUCAAAGCCAUUAAUAAAAAUGUCUUCUUUUUUUUUUGAACAGUGCAUGUAAAUUUGGCCCACUUUUAUUUGUAGCAACCUAAUAAAAACAGGCAUCUUGCUCAGAUAUUGGAACAUUAAUGCCAUUAUCUGGUCAUCUAAUGUCUUCUUUUUGAUUCUGUUUAUGUGUAAAUGUUGGUAAACAACAUUGCUGCGAUGCAGGACAAACAUGAGACUUGUUUUGAGAAUUAAAAAAAUAAUAUUGUAUAAUGAGCAUCCAAGACAUCAAACUAAAACCAAGAUGAUGAUGAACAACAAUUGAGGAUGAACUGAUGGAACCCAAUAAAUGUAGAGAUCAACACAUCUUAGACAUAGUUACAGUCUUCUCAUCUAUGCCGUUUACUGACAUAAUAAAGAUGUUGCAUUAAUUUGCAUGAAUUAGAAAUAGCAAGACUGUUGGAGCAACACUUGUAAAGAUAUGGAUGUAAGCUUUUCCUGUGUUAAAUAUACAGUUAAAUUAUUUAUAUCCCUGGCAGAUUUGGGUUUGAAGAAAUCCUUUUAAUUUUCCCCACAUGUUUUUUUUCUGACUGGAUGCGAUAUUGACUUUUGGAGUCUUGAAUCAGAAAUGAAUCUGUGUAAAGAUUAGGGUGGUUUUGAAUUAUCCAAAUAUUUUAAUAUCUAAAAAGCUGGUUAGCACUUAUAUGAAUGGUUUGUUUAACAAUAAAUCUUUCUCCUUUUGUUAUUGAGAAAGAUAUAAGUGAUUUCUGUCUUGCCAUUUAGUUUUAAAAUCUUAAUAAGGGGGUUUACUUUUAUUGAUACUCUAUUUACAUGGUCUUCAGAGAUGCCUGUCCUAUCAGAAACAAAGUGGUUGGUUUGAUGAAAAUAACAUGAAAUCUAAAACCUCAAGGGGUGUGAAUAGUUUUUGUUGUAACUGUAAUAGAAGAAGUUAGGGGGCUACUGUUGAAUAAAAGCCACUAGAGCUAUAAAAAUAGACCUUGAAACAAGUUCAAAUUAAAUGGAGAAACCCAUGGGUUGAGUUAAAUUAAGGCUUCUUACUAACUCCUGCAAAUCCAACCAAUACAUUCGUUCUUUUUUUUUGUGACCCACAUUUUAUAUUCACACCCCAUGACUCAUGUCCGUUGAUAAAAAUGCAGUUUAGCAGAGAGCUUUUUUCAGCGGGGGCAGAGCUACGUACAGAUGUAAGCGUGUGUCUGAAAGAUAAAGACCCUCAGAAAAACGCUGGCUGGAUUAGGCUUCGGUUGCGAAACGGGGGUUGGGAGGGAGGACGAGAAGCGCCGGAGAGCGUUUUGUCGUUGGAAAGCGAGAGACGGAAGGUUUGCAGGAGAGAUGCAGGUUUAUUUGGUGUUAUCCCACUUAUAGCCGGGAGAUGGGGGGGAGGUGAAAGAGGGCAAAAUGCAGGCAAAGCAGGAUUCUCAGAACCGAACCCCAGGCGUUCUGGGGAAGGCUCACCCCGCUCUGAAAGCCUUCAUGUGCGGCUCCCUCAGCGGCACCUGCUCCACGCUGCUCUUCCAGCCCCUGGAUCUGGUCAAAACACGACUGCAGACGCUGCAGAACAACGCCAAGCCAGGGACGCCAAAGGUGGGAAUGUUCCGGGUUUUCAUUCAGAUCAUCAGGACAGAGAAUUUCUUCAGUCUGUGGAAAGGAGUUUCACCGUCAUUUGUUCGCUGUAUUCCCGGGGUGGGGAUCUACUUCAGCACUUUCUACUCCCUGAAGCAGCACUUCUUCCAGGACCGGGCACCGAACGCUGGCGAGGCCGUUCUGCUCGGAGCCGGUGCCAGAACCGUGGCGGGGAUCUGCAUGCUGCCGUUCACUGUCAUCAAGACGCGCUUUGAGAGCGGAUAUUACAGCUAUUCGAGCGUGCCGGGCGCUCUGAGGAGCAUGUAUGAGACGGAGGGAGUCAGAGCUCUGUUCUCGGGGCUGACCGCCACGCUGCUGCGAGAUGCUCCUUUCUCCGGCAUCUACGUCAUGUUUUACAGCCAGGCCAAGCGAGCGCUGCCUCAAGAAGUGACCUCAGCGCCGUACGCGCCGCUGGUGAACUUCAGCUGUGGAGUGGUAGCAGGCGUCAUGGCUUCUGUGGUCACGCAGCCUGCGGAUGUGGUGAAGACUCACAUCCAAGUCAGCCCGUCCCACUGGAGGACAGCAGACGCUGUUCGCUACAUCUACACGGAGAAGGGCAUGUCGGGUUUUUUCCGCGGAGCAGUGCCGAGAUCUCUCCGGCGCACUCUGAUGGCCGCCAUGGCUUGGACUGUCUACGAGCAGCUGAUGGCUCGCAUGGGCCUCAAGUCCUGAAGGGCGGUUGAGCAGGCGCACAGUAACACGCGAGAGAUGAAACUUGAAGGGUUAAUAACAUUUUAACGGAAAGGAUGAGGAAAAGGGAGACAGCAGGAACCUGCCAGCAGUGCCAGGAACAGAGCAACCAGGUGGAUAAAUGUUGAGAGAGAGAGAAAGAGAGAGAGAGUCGUGUUUAAAUGUUGUUUAAAUGUUAACGAUGUUUGUUUGUGACGUUGCACCUGACCGACUCUCCCUCUGCUGUGAAGUGAAUUUAUCCCUCUUUAUGUUUCUGCUCAGACGUAGCAGUGGAUAAAUACCACAAAAAAAAAGAAUAAACAAAUUGGUUCGCGUGAUGCUUAGCGAGCUGAUAUGUGCAUUUACUACUACAGAGAGCUGCACUCUGGUUAAUGAAAUAUUUAUUAAACCUGCAUAUGAUUGAGCAAUGUUUCUUACUUUGUUAAAUACUGUGGUUAUUUUGCUUGUUUUAGACAAUCACAAGCGUUCCUACAGAUGCAUUAAUCUAUGGAAAUUUAAGCCAACUCAAUAAUCACAUCAAAGCCUUUAUCUUCAUAUGGUUGAAAGCAGCAAUUACAGCCCAUUUCUGACAAAAAAAAAAAAAAAUCAAAUUUAUUUCUAAAGUAUUUCAAGGUGGUUUAUUUUGUUGUAGCAAAACAGGAUUUUGCAGUAUUAUGUGAGUUGUCGUUCGUUUCUAUGGUAACGUCCUUUUUGGCGGGUCUGGUUUAUGACUAAACACAUGCCAAUCACAUCCAUCUAUGAAAUUAUGAAAUGUUUGAGCUGAUUGUCAUACAAACGAUCCAGAUUAAAUUGUGUGCGCAAUAUAAGUGUCUUAAUUUAACUGUUGUCUUUGUGAACUUGGUAAGGUGUUAAAAAAUAUAUUUUUGAAAACAAAAAUGUAAGCAUUUAGAAAAUAAAAAAUCAGGCCUUUAAUUUUUGAUUAAUUUCAAAAUUACUAUUGAUUUGCAGAUGUAAUGAUCUGUAUAAAAAAAUCUCCCGUUUUUCUUUUGCUUUCAAUGCUUGAAAAGUGUUAACUCUUCCGUUGACCAGCAGGUGGCAGCAGUAGUGAAAGGAAACUAAAAUAUUUUGAUAACAUUCAUAAACACUGGUUUAAACUGCUCAAUAAAAACAGUUUAAUUACUUUUUUAUGUUAACUUUUCAAGUGAAACAUUGCUUCAUCGUUAUGCAGACAAAGUUUGCACAGAGUCCAUAUCAGUGGUGGAUUUUAUUUAGUUUCACACUGAUUACAGCUGCUCAGAAAUAAUUUACAAAGCACAAAUUGUGAUUUUGCUAGAGAGGUUUUAUUUCCUUGUAUUUUUAUUUAUUUUUGUGUUCAUAUGUAAAUAUAUGAAAAACAGAAGAUCUAUUAGAAGCCUUUCCAACGUUGGGAAUUGAAAUAAAAAAAGAGGAUCCAACUGUAGAGCCUAGAUAAACCUGUUUUUAAGGUGAAAUAUGACGGCCUGAGUGUUUUCUGUUUAACAUUGUAACUCGCUGUGCCAAGUUUAAGUUGGAUCUGUUUUAUUGCUAUCCGAUUUUCCUCAUCAUCCAUGUUCACUCUCCAUAUAUCACUUUUCUUUUUUUUAGGUCAAAAUCUCAACUCUUCCUAAAGUUAUUUUACAUUUCUGUCAAUAAAAUUCAGAAGACAGCUGACCUGAGUCUUUUAUUGUUUAUAAUUUAGACUUCCUGCACUGCCAUUUACACAGCAUGGAUAUCAUUUAGAAAAACUGUAAAUCUUGAUUCUAUUUACUGGUUUGUUACAAAUCCAGGCCUUACAUUAUUUAGAAAGAUAUUAUUCUAAACAUUUGGUUGCGGAUCUGAAAUUUAUAUAAUAAUUCUUCCACACUGGGACAAAUUAAGUUUAAAAAAGUCGGCAGCAUUUUAAUUUCUCCACAAAAGAGAUGCAACUUACAAAUUCAAAUUACCGUCUUUGUAUGUAUGCAGAUGAUGUGAUGCUAGUUGGCUUCAAAUCACGCCGUGAAAUAAUCUGCUCAUUUAAUCACAAUGAUGAUGAAAUUAUUGAAUCGUGUAAAACGAGUCAUUUAUCUGCUAAUUAAAGUAAUAAAAGCAAAGAGUAAAGAACUGGUCGUGAUUGGUCAAUAAGUCAGUAUUUCUCUCAUUUUUAUGAAGUGGUUAAUGAAUUCUUAUAUCUUGAAACCUUUAUUAAUUGAACUUUGUGUUUUUACGCCUCAUUUAUCCUCAGUUCAUUUUGUAGACUUGAAGUUGAGUCAAUGUCAGUUUCUGAACUUGUUUUUAUUAUGUAUCGUGUUUUAUAGUUUCUAACUACAACAUGAAGCCAAAGAUACAAUAAAGAUUAUUACUAACAUUACAUUUUAUGCACUCGUAGUUCUCAGAAAUCUGAUUUUGUGAACACACAUCAUGUUCUUGAGUUCAUACGUUGUGAACUGGUAUGAAUAAAACA
Messenger RNA from Gambusia affinis (western mosquitofish), 4973 nucleotides. Its product is annotated as mitochondrial glycine transporter B-like. The transcript has 7 exons. Gene Ontology annotation, molecular function: glycine transmembrane transporter activity. Gene Ontology annotation, cellular component: mitochondrial inner membrane; mitochondrion. NCBI's taxonomy places the organism in Eukaryota, Metazoa, Chordata, Actinopteri, Cyprinodontiformes, Poeciliidae. Gene Ontology annotation, biological process: glycine import into mitochondrion. The record is from RefSeq and is a predicted model, not a curated record. The coding region runs from base 1661 to 2557 and encodes 298 amino acids.